This is a messenger RNA of Scutellospora calospora, 2232 nucleotides long. The record is from the annotation of a GenBank genome assembly. NCBI's taxonomy places the organism in Eukaryota, Fungi, Glomeromycota, Glomeromycetes, Diversisporales, Gigasporaceae.
UUUAUCAGUGCUCUUUCUGAGGUAUAUGAUAACAUGAAUAACAAGCGCCUCUUAAAUUGUUGCGAUGAUAUCGGCAUUAUAGGAAUCGAUAAAAUAGUAGAUACGCUUAAAACGCAUGGUUUCAGGUCAGAUGGUAUUGCAUAUCUACUUGUUGUGCUUGGGGAAGUUUUAGGUAGUAAAAAAAUAAAAAUAACAGGUGUCACACAUUCAGUUUUGAAAGCCGAUGCAAAAAAAACUUUUCAACUGGCAUUGAGUGACGAACUUGUGAAAGAGGCAAAAGAACUAGAUAAAUGUACCAGCGAAUUGCGAAAAACCAGUCAAGGGAGCUAUGAAAGAUACUUUAAAAGUGCUUACGGCAAACUUAAAGAUUCUAUGUUAUCGAAAGAACGUACGAGAUUGGCUCUAGAAUACCUACAAGACUCUCUGGAAAUGCCCUUUUUAUCAAGACUGGAAGAAAUACGUAAUAUUGCAAGGAUCAAUAUUGCAAUUCUUAAUAUAAUAGAACAUGAUGAGGACGCAUAUGCAAUUGCAAUAAAAACUGUUGAAGAAGUUCGAAAAUCUGUAAGAGAAAAUUAUCAAUUUAUUAGCAAAGCUAAAUUACGUUUAGAAGUUUUGGAGGAUUUCUUGUGGAUAAUUAGUGGUGUUGAUCUAUCUGAUACAUCUCUUUUUAUUACAUUUCCCGUUGAAACAAAGUUAGAUUCGGAAUUGGACGAUAAAUAUAUUAAUUACUUAAAUAAUCAACUGUCUUUCAAUCAAGAUAAAAAUCAUCAUCAUAAAGCGGCUUAUUUUGAGUACUUGGCUGAAAAAGAAGCUAAAAUUAAUAAGUUAAACAGUUUACGCCAUUGGCAAUCUGCUCAAGAAAACUAUGAUAUUGCACGUGGAAUAGACCCUGAUAAUCCGAUUUAUUCCCUUGGAUAUGCAAGAUGCUUAUUAAAAUUAUCCAAAUAUACUCAAGUCAUCAAGCUUUCUGAUAAAUGUCCAGUAUUAAAUUCUUUAUCAGAAUACUGGCAUUUACGUAGCGCAGCUUAUUUUAAGCAAAAAAAGUAUCAAGAUGCUAUGAUGUGUAAUUCUGAGGCACUAAAUUUAGAUCCUGAAAAUCAUUCGGCUGUUAAACAUAGAGAACUUAUUAAAAAAUUUUUAAAUAUAAAUAAUAUAGUUGAACAUCACAUUGAAUGCUAUAAAAAGGAAUUAAUAUACGAAAUAGAUUAUUUAAAAAAUUCUCAUAGUAAUGAUCGUUCUGUCUACAAUAUUUUAUCUAUUGAUGGUGGAGGAAUACGUGGAGUAUUGCCUGCUUUAUGGCUUAGCGAGAUAGAAUAUCGAACUCAUAGACCCAUUUCUCACCUAUUUAAUAUGAUAGCUGGAACAUCGACUGGUGGGAUCAUUGCUGCUGGAUUAUCGGCACCACAAUUCAAACCUAUAGACAAGACAAGUGAUCAUAAUGAAUACAAAUAUUCAAAUAUAAACCCAAGAUUUUCAGCUUCGGAAUUAUUGAACAUCUACAAGAAUGAAUCAAAAAAAUUAUUUACUAAAUCAACAUCAAGGUUCUGGGUACCUAUAUGGUCAAAUUUACACGAUAAGUAUACAAAUGAGGGUCGUUUAACUUUGUUUAAAAAAUUUUUUAACGAAACAAGAUUAAGUCAUUCUCUUACUGAGUUGGUUAUUCCUGCUGCAAAUGAAAGUUGUUCGAUAAUGCCACAUUUAUUUACCCGCUACGAUGCUUGUAAAAAUAGCAAGAAUGUCGGUGCAAAUGAAACUUACCUUUAUAACAUAUUAAUGGCAACAACGGCCGCACCUACGUUUUUUCCACCUUAUAAAAUCGGUAAUAAGACUUUUAUAGAUGGAGGAAUACUUCUUAAUAACCCAGCAUCAACUGCUUAUAAUGAAGCUAUCCGAUAUAAAGUACCAGAGGGAAAGAUUUCUAUGCUCUCUCUAGGUACAGGAUGUUAUUUACCAGAUCCUUCAAAUCCUGAUCGAUAUAGAAAUCUACUUUUUUGGGCACAAAAUCUUCCUAACAUGAUGAUAUCUGCACAAGAAGGUAACACGGAUCAUGAAAUGUACAAUCAGUUAAAAAAUCGGUAUCAACGAUGGCAAGUCUUUUUUGAAGAACCUAUAAAAUUAGAUGACCAUGAUAGUAUUCCUAAUCUUCUAGAAUUAGGCUAUCAAUAUAUAGAAGAGCUUGAUUGUUCCGACAAAAAUCCUAUAAAUAAGUUGGUAGAAUCUUUUGAUAUUUAA